This is a messenger RNA of Nilaparvata lugens (brown planthopper), 4435 nucleotides long. It is a transcript of the gene pug, whose product is annotated as C-1-tetrahydrofolate synthase, cytoplasmic. The transcript is spliced from 19 exons. Gene Ontology annotation, biological process: tetrahydrofolate interconversion. The coding region runs from base 75 to 3011 and encodes 978 amino acids. Gene Ontology annotation, molecular function: formate-tetrahydrofolate ligase activity; methenyltetrahydrofolate cyclohydrolase activity; ATP binding. Gene Ontology annotation, cellular component: cytosol. Lineage: Eukaryota; Metazoa; Arthropoda; Insecta; Hemiptera; Delphacidae. The record is from RefSeq and is a predicted model, not a curated record.
UAUUAUGUCUAUAAAUAAAUCUGAUUCUAUUAAUAUGAUUCAGUUGAUGUCGAAUACUACUGGUAAUAGUUGUUAUGAAAAGGAUUCAAUGUCUGAGAUUUUUCACCGUAAAAUAUUCUACAUCUGCAAAUCCUCUUUCACGGAAAGAAUUUUCAGAAUUUAUUACUACAGGAUUUGUAAAGAUGGUUGAAACUGGAGAAGGAAAAGCUAAGCUAAUAUCUGGAACAGCAGUUGCCAAAGAGAUUCGUGAAGGCCUAGCCCGUGAAGUGUCUGAACUGAAAAAUGAGUUCCCUGACUUUAAGCCAGCCAUGGCCAUAGUUCAGGUUGGUGACAGAUCUGACUCCAAUGUCUACAUCAACACCAAGAUUAAGGCGGCCGCCGAAAUAGGCAUUCAAGCCAGCCUUGUCAAACUGCCUAGUACUAUCACUCAGCGAGAGUUGCUAACGAAAUUGAGGAAACUGAAUGAUGAUGUGAACAUUCACGGCAUCAUUGUCCAAAUGCCACUGGACACCGUCAAUAAAAUCGAUUCACAUCUGGUCACCGAUUCAGUUUCGCCUGAGAAGGAUAUUGAUGGGUUGAACACUUUGAAUGAAGGACGAGUGGCGAUUGGAGACUUUUCAGGCUUCAUGCCUUGCACACCCAACGGAGUCAUGGAACUCAUCAAAAGGAGUGGCGUUCAAAUAGCAGGCAGCGAUGCAGUGGUAUUGGGUCGCAGUAAAAUAGUUGGCACGCCUGUGGCAGAAUUGCUGAAAUGGCACAAUGCCACAGUCACCGUCUGCCACUCCAAGACCAAGGACAUUGAGAAGCAUACUUCUCGUGCUGACAUUCUAGUGGUAGGAAUCGGUCAGCCUGAAUUUGUAAAGGGGAGCUGGAUAAGGCCGGGUGCUGUUGUCAUUGAUUGUGGCAUUAAUUCCAUUCCUGACGCAAGCAAGAAGUCUGGCUACCGGCUGGUGGGCGAUGUGGCGUUCGCGGAGGUGGCAGCAGUGGCGGGGGCGGUGACUCCGGUGCCAGGGGGGGUUGGACCCAUGACGGUGGCCAUGCUCAUGCAGAACACAGUGAUUGCCGCCAAAAGAGCCGCCUCCCGUCACUUUGGCGCCGCCUCCACUUGGCAGCAGUUCCAGCCUCUCACACUCAACACCACCACUCCUGUGCCCAGCGAUAUUGAGAUCUCUCGGUCGCAAGAGCCGAAGCAGAUCGGCGAGUUGGCAGCAGAAGUGGGCAUUCUGCCUUCGGAGGUGAUUCCCUACGGAUCGACCAAGGCCAAGGUCAGUCUGUCGGUGCUCGACCGGCUCAAGUCCACAGCCACCGGAAAGUACAUCGUUGUCGCUGGAAUAACGCCAACACCUCUGGGAGAAGGCAAAAGCACUACCACCAUUGGCCUGGUGCAGGCGUUGACCGCUCAUAAGAACAAGAACUCCUUUGCCUGUGUCAGACAGCCUUCGCAGGGACCCACCUUUGGAAUCAAAGGCGGAGCAGCCGGCGGCGGCUACUCGCAGAUUAUCCCGAUGGAGGAGUUGAACCUGCACUUGACGGGCGACCUGCACGCGGUCACCGCCGCAAACAACCUGCUCGCCGCGCAGCUGGACGCGCGCAUCUUCCACGAGCGCACACAGUCGGACGAGGCGCUCUACUCGCGGCUGGUGCCGCGCGGCAAGGACGGCCGCCACUUCACCAGUGUCCAGCUCCGGCGACUGCAGCGCCUCGGCAUCGCCAAGACCGAUCCGGACUCGUUGACGCCUGAAGAGUACGGCCGGUUUGCCAGGCUCGACAUCGAUCCCGACACCAUUUCCUGGACUAGAGUGAUGGACGUGAACGACCGUUUUCUGCGUAAGAUCACGAUCGGCAAGUCGCCGACUGAGAAGAACCAGACGCGCGACACAAGCUUCAGCAUCACGGUGGCCAGUGAGAUCAUGGCCAUUCUGGCGCUGGCCACGGAUGUCUCCGACAUGAAGCAGCGGUUGGCCAGCAUGGUUGUCGCCAUGGACACCAAAGGCAAUCCCGUCACUGCUGACGAUCUGGCAAUGACAGGUGCGAUGACAGUGCUGCUGAAGGAUGCAAUUCAGCCGACCCUGAUGCAGACGGUGGAGGGGACGCCGGUGUUCGUGCAUGCGGGUCCGUUCGCCAACAUCGCACACGGAUGCUCGUCCAUCAUCGCCGACGCCAUCGCUCUCAAGCUGGUUGGCCAAGACGGCUAUGUCGCCACCGAGGCUGGAUUCGGAUCUGAUAUCGGCAUGGAGAAGUUCUUCAACAUCAAGUGUCGUGCGUCAGGCCUGGUUCCCGACGCCAUUGUGCUGGUGGCAACCAUUCGCGCCCUCAAAAUGCACGGAGGCGGACCUGCUGUCACCGCCGGACAGUCUUUGAGCAAGGAGUACACACAGGAAAAUGUGGAGCUGGUAAAAGCUGGAGUUGCCAACUUGGUGAAACACAUCAGUAAUGGACAGAAAUUCGGAGUUCCUCUGGUCGUUGCUAUCAAUAAAUUCGAGACUGACACAGAGGCGGAGAUAGAGUUGGUGCGUAGCAUGUGCGUGACUGCGGGUGCGGAGGCUGUCGUGGUGUGCAGCCACUGGGCAGAGGGUGGAAGGGGGGCCGGAGAUCUUGCUGACGCCGUCAUUAAGGCCUGUGAACAACCUAAAUCCUUCAGAUUCCUGUACGAUUUGAAUUCAUCAAUUGAGGAAAAAAUUAGAACUAUUUCGGCUGAAAUGUAUGGAGCUAGUUCGGUUGAAUUCACUCCAAUUGUACGACAGCGUAUGCAAGAGUAUGAGAAGAAGGGCUUUGGUAAACUGCCAGUGUGCAUGUCGAAGACAGCGCUGUCGCUGAGCGGAGACCCGGCGCUGAAGGGAGUCCCCACCAACUUCGCCAUCAACGUGUCGGACAUCUACCUAUCGGCCGGCGCCGGAUUCGUUGUCGCUAUGGUUGGCGAGAUUACGAAAAUGCCAGGCUUACCCACCCGUCCAUGUAUCUACAACAUCGACUAUAAUACUGAAAAAGAUGAAAUUGAAGGCCUAUUUUAAUUAAAUUGUACCUACCGGGUACAUACCGGGAAUGCCAUAUUUUUAGGUUUAAGAUAUUUUUUAUUAUUGAAAACAUGUUCUCAUUGUUAUUUUAGUUUGUUGCAAUUUUUGCAAUAUUAAACAAAACAUUCCACAUCACCUAAGAAAGAACAAGCCAAUAUUAUAGGUAUACGUUUAUUAUUUUUUAUUUAUAUAACUAUUCAAACUUCUUCUUUCUCUCUGCCCCGCUUGUGCCUCACAGCGUCGGGGUAGCCUCGGACCACCGCCUCCAGUUGUCCCGAUCCACAGCCAGCCUCCGCAUCUGCCCCACCGUCUUUCCUCUCUCCUCUCCCAAUCUUCUAAUGUGCUCUUCAUACGAGUACCUGGGCCGUCCUCUCUUCCUCCCACCACUCACAACCACAUUUGCAUAUUGUUUGGCUUUCCGUUCAUCAUCCAUCCUCUGUAUAUGACCCCACCAUCCUAAUUGUCUCUUAUCUAUAACUUCUUUUAUAUCCUUCAUUCCAUUUUCCUCCCUGAUCCGUUCACUUCUUAUUCUAUCUCUCAACGUUCUUCCCGCCGUUAUUCUGUGGCACUUCAUUGCAACUGCCCUAAUUCUGCUCAUUUGCUGUGAUUUUAAGGGCCAACUUUCCACUCCAUAUAAAACUAUAGGCUCUAUGAUGCUUCUGUAUACUCUAUUCUUCACUGUGGUACUCACUUCUUUCCAAAAAUACAUUCUCUUGUACCAUAGAAAGUCCGACUAGCUUUAGAGUUUCUAUUUCUUAUUUCUUUAUCCAAUUUUCUAUCUUCAUUGAUGACUGUUCCCAGAUACUUAUAUUCAAUUCCAUUCCUUUCCUCUUUAUUUCCUCAUUCCACUCAGUUACAGCUUCUUUCAAUUUUCUUUGUGAGUCUGCAAUCAGCACUAUGUCAUCAGCAAACAACCUGGCUUGAACCAAGAUUGGCCCACCAUUGUUCUUUCUGUCCUCCGCUUGCAAAUCGUAUGUAAUUAUCCAAACAAAUGAUUUAUUUUUACAUUUUCUGUAAUAAUUUAUCUGUGAACUUCGUUAUCAGGGUUCACUCAGUAUCUUAUAAUUAUUAUUGUUUUAGCUCUAUUUUGUUCUAGUAUGACAGCUCUAAACUUACUUGAUAUUACUAACUUGUUCUUAAACAUUCAUUGUUCAAUUGGUUUCUUUCCUAGUGUUUUAGUUACUCUCAUGAUUGCAACUAUUUUUUUGUAUUGUAGACUAUUGCACUGCCUCAAAGAUGCAGAAAUCAGUUAUUUUAAGAAAACAUUUAGGCUGUUGAAAAAAUCAUGUUUAUCAAUCAAAGGGUAUAUAAUUAUAUAUAAUAUUACCAAUUAGUUGAUAUUUUAAAAUAUUACUAUUGUAUUAGAAUAACAACUGUAUUUUAUAUUAUUUUUAUAUCAAUAAAGAUGGAAUUGAUUAUAA